UGGGUUUUUUUCUUUUGUUUUUGUUUUGUUUUUGUUCGCUUGCUUGUUUUUCGUUCUUUCAGGUCGUCUGCGGAGUGCUCGCGCGGCUCGCGCGCUAACGAGUUGCCGCAAAUCAGCAAACGGCGCCCGAGAAAUAAAUAUGACUAUUUUUCUAACACGGGGUGCGCGCGCGCACUCAUGCACACACUCACACGCGCCUGUUGCAAGUUCGUGGCAGGGGAGGGAGAGCGCGCGCGCAGGUGCCGCCAGCCUUGGAUGAUCGCGGGAAACUUCAUGGAGCAAAAUUAGUCGGAAGCUCUGUCGGUGGUGAGUGAGGACCAGUCCAUAUUCGAGCCAGCGUUCGGCAGCGCCCAGGCCGUGCACAUGAAGGGUGAGAUCACGUCCCCGCCGCAGGCAGUUUACAGGCAGGGCUCAGAAGAGAGCUCCGAGUCCACCGAGCCCGACUGGACAGCGACAUCAGCACCAAACACGGCCAAACGAGUCGAGCACGUCAACGGAGCCAGUCGAGAGUCUCCGGUGGAGUGUAGUGGGGCUAAACGGAGCCGCCACAUCAGCAGCAGUGAUGGAAGUCAGCUGGGAUAUCAGGCCUCGUACCCGGAGCCCCGGACCAGCCCCCAGGCCCCCACGCCCCCCAGCAGCACCACGGAGGAGAAGAGAGUCAUUGUCCCAGCAGAUCCUGAGGUGUGGACACAGGACCAUGUGCGGCAGUGGGUGGAGUGGGCGAUAAAGGAGUACAGCCUGGUCGAGGUGGACGUGUCCCUUUUUCUCGCGCUGGACGGCAAAGCUCUCUGCAAGAUGACCAAAGAAGACAUGAUGAGGCUAACGUCUGCCUACAACACCGACAUCCUCCUCUCACAUCUCAACUACCUCCGCCAGAGCAGCCCCACCUUCUCCUACCCUCCCACCCCCACCAACACACAGCCCCAGCCCAGAAUACAGGUCAAAGCUGAAAACAACUUCGAGGAGAUCAGCAGAAGGAACAGUUGGUCUGCAGGGGCCAUGCCUGCAGUUCCCAAAGGUUCUCCAGUGGAGCCGCAGCACAACAGCAGCAGGAUUACAGAACCUCCGCCGAGACCCACUCAAGACCCCUACCAAGCAUUAGGCGCUAUCAGCAGCCGCCUGGCCAACCCAGGUUCCGGCCAGAUCCAGCUGUGGCAGUUCCUGCUCGAGCUGCUCUCAGACAGCGGCAACGCGAGCAUCAUCACGUGGGAGGGAACCAACGGAGAGUUUAAAAUGACCGACCCGGACGAGGUGGCGAAGCGCUGGGGCGAGAGGAAGAGCAAACCCAACAUGAACUACGACAAGCUGAGCAGAGCACUGCGCUACUACUACGACAAAAACAUCAUGACCAAAGUGCACGGCAAGCGCUAUGCCUACAAGUUCGACUUCCAGGGCAUUUCCCAGACGCACCAGAGCCAUACACCAGAGGGCACUGUGCUCAAGUACCAGCCGGACAUGUCGUACGUACAGGGCUACCACAGCCACCAGCCUAAGGUGAACUUCAUGCCUCACUCGAGCCCCAUGCCCGUCUCUUCAGGCAACUAUUUCUCCCCUCCCUCCACCUACUGGAACUCAGCCGCCGGAGUGGUGUACCCCAGCUCCCCGAUGCCGCGACAUCCGGGGACGCACUCGCAUUUGAACUCUUACUACUAACAAGAAAAGCAUCGUCAGACUAUCCACUGCCGAGGAUUUUUACUAACAGAUCCACCGAGUUUAUUAAGCUGCAUUCACAUUGCAGGGUUCUGAGUUUUUAAGAGCUGUGUGAACACUAGGGUUUCAAUCCCUGACACUGAAUUAGAAACAACAAAUGGAAGCAGUUGAAUCACCAUGCUUGCUUCAGAUGUACAAUUUUUUUUGCCGGAAAGAAAUGUGAUAAAUAACAAUGUAAUCACAUUUACCGGUUUAUUCAAUUCAGAUUCAUUGCGUACACAUUACAAUCUGUUUUACUCAAUUUGGAUUUUUUGCAUAAACCUGGGGAUGUAGCUUUCUAGUGCCACCUAGUGCCCUGGUGGGACUCCAGUGUGAAAAAGCCUCUGCCCUGUGCACGUGCACAAACUAAUCAAUAACAUCAUGUGAACGAUUCACGUCACAAACAACAACCAAGAACCAAGUCUUCAACAAACAGGAUACAUGUGCAGUGAAGAAACCCACAUGACUUCUGAUCUGAUUUAUUACAGAUCAGACUUAUUACAGUUGACAUGACCAUAAACCGAACACAUCUCUUAUCUAGAACCACAUAUGAAAGUGGUUUGGAUCUGAUUUGAAAAGAUCAGACAUUUGUGUUCACAUAGUUCACAAAAAAAUUCAAUUUGUGCAGCCUUAGUCUGCGUUCACAUUACAAGCUUUGGGCUCAAUUCUGAUUUUUUUUAUCAAAUCUUUUUGCCUGUUCACAUUUAAAGUGAACUCAUAUCUAUCUUUGGUGUGAACACUCCUGUGCGCUAAAAGCACCUCCUAGCAUCAACUUAAAACACACAAAAGUGGCUCAAAUCUGAUUUAAAAGAUCAGGUUUUUGUGUUCACACUGCUCUUAAAUCAGAUCCGUAUCACAUUCAUGCUAAGAAACUGAUUUCAACCCUGCAGUGAACGCAGCCUUAGAUCUCACCUGUUGAUCGGUUUGUGGCACCAAGGAUGAAACCAAAAGGAGAUAAAACCUAUGAAAAGGACUUUUAGUGAGAAGUUCAUUCAGUUCUUCUAAAUACAAACAUAUGUUCAUAUCGCUUGUAGCAGUCAGAGUCAAAUUCUCCAUCCACAUUAAAUUUGUACAGCACUUGCAUAUUCAACACACUUACAGUAAGGGCUCAAGUGUAAAUAUUAUUGUGUUUUGGCCUCUGUUGUAUAAAAAGGGCUUUAAAAACAACAUAUUACCCAUUUAAAAUAUUUCCCUGUAUCAUUGCUUUUUUUUUUAAGGCAAAUGGCUUUGUACAGACUUUUGUGACAAAUAGCCUCACACUUAUGUAUCAUUUUUUUAAACCAAUAAACAUGUAUCUCACUAUCAGC
This is a messenger RNA of Colossoma macropomum (tambaqui), 2996 nucleotides long. It is a transcript of the gene fli1rs, whose product is annotated as Fli-1 proto-oncogene, ETS transcription factor-related sequence. The transcript is spliced from 9 exons. Gene Ontology annotation, biological process: cell differentiation; regulation of transcription by RNA polymerase II. The record is from RefSeq and is a predicted model, not a curated record. Lineage: Eukaryota; Metazoa; Chordata; Actinopteri; Characiformes; Serrasalmidae. Gene Ontology annotation, cellular component: nucleus. Gene Ontology annotation, molecular function: sequence-specific DNA binding; DNA-binding transcription factor activity, RNA polymerase II-specific. The coding region runs from base 364 to 1653 and encodes 429 amino acids.